Messenger RNA from Geodia barretti, 1503 nucleotides. Lineage: Eukaryota; Metazoa; Porifera; Demospongiae; Tetractinellida; Geodiidae. The record is from the annotation of a GenBank genome assembly.
AUGGAAACUGAUGUUAGUCUUCUUAAAAGCGGCUCACAGGCGGUGCCGGGCGUACAAACGCCACUACCCAACUACGUUAAUAACACAUGGCAAAAGUCCGAGGCGGCUGAACUGAUUGACGUUAUAAAUCCUGCGACUGGGGAAGUCCUCACCCAAGUGCCGCUUUCACCCGCGGAAGAGGUACAUCAAGCGGCUACAGCCGCCGCUGAUGCGCUCCACGAAUGGCGGCGGACGCCACCCGUCCAGCGUAUUCAAUACCUCUUCGCCUUGAAAAAUCUUUUAGAGGAGAACUUGGAGGAUAUCGCCAGAACGAUUACGCUGGAGUGUGGUAAGACGCUUGACGAAGCGACGGGUGAAAUGCGGCGUGCGAUCGAGAAUGUUGAGGUUGCCUGUGGUAUUCCCACACUCAUGCAAGGCACGAACUUGGAGGAUAUCGCUACCGGAAUUGACGAAUUUAUGAUUCGUCAACCUGUCGGUGUAUGCGCCGCAAUCGCACCUUUCAACUUUCCGGGGAUGAUUACUUUCUGGUUUCUACCCUAUGCUAUUGCCUGUGGGAACACUUACAUCGUCAAACCUUCCGAAAAAGUACCAAUCACGAUGCAAAAGGUGUUUCAGUUGCUGGAACAGACGGGACUGCCUAAAGGUGUUGUCAACCUUGUGAAUGGUGGUAGGGAGACUGUGGAUGCAAUCUUAACGCAUCCAGAGAUCCGAGGCGUCAGUUUCGUCGGGGCGACUGCGACUGCUAAGGCAAUCUAUGCGAAGGCUGCUGCAAACGGCAAACGGGUCCAGUGUCAAGGUGGGGCGAAAAAUCCGCUGAUUGUCCUUCCUGAUGCGGAUCCGCAGUUUACUGUCAACGCUGCAGCCGAGAGUGCAUUCGGAUGCGCUGGACAGCGCUGCCUUGCGGCAUCUCUCACUUUCACGGUUGGCGAGGCACGGCACUGGUUCACAGAAGCCAUCGCCGACACCGCCACGGAUCGGGUCGUCGGAAAUGGGUUAGAGGAAGGUGUCGAAAUGGGUCCCGUCAUCACCUCCGAGAGCAGGAGCCGAAUUGAGGGGCUGAUUCAAGCGGGUGCUGAUGAAGGCGCGCAACUCCUUGUUGAUGGUCGGUAUCCGAGUGUCUCUGGCGGUGAAAACGGCAAUUUUAUUCGACCGACAGUCCUCAAUGACCUUAACCCGCAAGGCGAUAUUGCCAGAACCGAGAUCUUCGGACCUGUUUUAGGGCUCAUCCAUGUUGAGACAAUCGACGAUGCAAUCGGGAUCAUCAAUAGCGGGCGUUACGGCAACAUGGCGUGUCUCUUUACGAGUAGUGGCGCGUCUGCCCGUAAAUUCCGAUAUGAGGCAGAGAUUGGCAAUAUCGGCAUUAACAUCGGUGUCGCUGCACCGAUGGCAUUCUUCCCAUUCAGCGGUUGGAAAGAUAGCUUCUUCGGUGACCUCCACGGUCAGAGUUGGGAUGCUGUAGAUUUCUUCACCCAGAAAAAAGUCGUCGUUGAACGCUGGGCUUAA